Paramuricea clavata is the source of this 726-nucleotide messenger RNA. Lineage: Eukaryota; Metazoa; Cnidaria; Anthozoa; Malacalcyonacea; Plexauridae. The record is from the annotation of a GenBank genome assembly.
AUGGGGUAUAAGGUUCUCGAAGUAUAUGAAAUAUAUCAUUUUAAACAUCGCGGUAAAAUUUUUGAUACAUAUGUGGAUACUUUUAUGAAGCUCAAACAGGAGAGUAGCGGCAUCCCCGCAAGAUGUCUAGAUUCGGAGGGGGAAAUUGACAAGGAGAAAUUAUCAUUGUAUAUCGAGGAAUAUUUUGAGCAUGAGGGUGUUCGACUAGAUCCCGAUAAGAUGAGUUACAACCCGGGACAAAGAACAGUUAUGAAAGCCCUUUUAAAUUCUAUCUGGGGUAAAUUAGCACAAAAUGAGGAUACGACUGUGGUUUCGUUUGUUGAUACAAUGGAUGAAUUAUUAGAGAUGGUUAACAAUCGAACUAUAAAAGUAACAUCGCUUGAUUUUAUAAGCAAUAAUGUAGCGCGAACCACACAUAGAAAAGGUUGUAGUUUAACACCCCUACAAAAUCGUAAUGUUAUUGUGGCCUCAUUUGUGACUGCUUAUGCAUGUUUAGAACUAUAUAAAUAUCUGGAAAUAUUAGGGAAAAAUGUUUUGUAUUAUGAUACGGAUUCUGUAAUAUAUUUUGCGGGUGAUGAUGAUGAUUGUCUUGAAAGGGGGGAGUAUCUCGGUGACAUGACAGAUGAAUUAUAUGAAAAAGAUGUGAAAGGAAAAAAAUGGAUUGAACAAUUUUGUGCUGCGGGCCAAAAGCAUAUUCGUAUCGAACAAACGAAUAUACUCGAAUAA